GGUGCUUGUGUGGCCGUGCCUAGCUCUUUGUGUGUCCUGGGUUCUCAUGCUUGCACAUCGAACACUCUUACUCAUUGAGCCGUUUCCCCAGCCUCUAGCAUCAUCUUUAGUGGUGAAGUCUUGGACACAUGAUCAGGAAUAAUUAGUUCAGUGGUGGAUAUGGUCAUGAUUGAGUGUGCUGUGUUUGGAGGCAGGUUUUCUGCAGCCAAGGAUGACUGUGAACUCUAGAUUAUCCUGCCUCCACCUGUACGUACACGCCCACUGCUGGGAUUUUAUCCUGCUUCCACCUGUACGUACACGCCCACUGCUGGGAUUUUAUCCUGCUUCCACCUGUACGUACACGCCCACUGCUGGGAUUUUACAAGCACGAUGGUUUUAUGUUUUAUUAAAAGAGCAUCCAAGAAUCAAUGUAUUAUGUGCCAAGAACCUUGCAAAGAAAGACUUCUUCAGACUCCCUGACCCCUUUGCCAAGAUUGUUGUGGAUGGUUCUGGGCAGUGCCACUCAACCGACACUGUGAAAAACACCCUGGACCCAAAGUGGAACCAGCAUUAUGACCUGUACGUUGGGAAAACUGACUCUAUAACCAUCAGUGUGUGGAACCACAAGAAGAUCCACAAGAAGCAGGGCGCUGGCUUCCUGGGCUGUGUGCGGCUGCUCUCCAAUGCCAUCAGCAGAUUGAAAGACACUGGCUACCAGCGUUUGGAUCUAUGCAAACUAAAUCCCUCAGAUACUGAUGCGGUUCGUGGCCAAAUAGUGGUCAGUUUACAGACCCGAGACAGAAUAGGCAGUGGAGGGUCGGUGGUGGACUGCAGAGGACUGCUAGAAAAUGAAGGAACAGUGUAUGAAGACUCAGGCCCGGGAAGGCCACUCAGCUGCCUCAUGGAGGAGCCUGCCCCAUACACAGAUGGUACCGGUGCAGCCGCAGGUGGUGGGGACUGCAGGUUUGUGGGGUCUCCAAGCCAAGAUCAGAGACUCCAGCGACUACGAAAUCCUGAGAUUCGAGGGUCCCUACAGACGCCCCAGAACCGGCCACAUGGCCACCAGUCACCAGAGCUGCCUGAAGGCUAUGAGCAGAGGACAACAGUGCAGGGACAAGUUUACUUUUUGCACACACAGACUGGAGUCAGCACGUGGCACGACCCCAGGAUCCCCAGUCCCUUGGGGACCAUUCCGGGGGGAGAUGAAGCUUUUCUAUACGAAUUCCUUCUACAAGGCCAUACAUCCGAGCCCAGAGACCUUAACAGUGUGAACUGUGAUGAACUUGGGCCGCUGCCUCCAGGCUGGGAAGUCAGAAGUACAGUAUCGGGAAGAAUCUAUUUUGUAGAUCACAAUAAUAGGACAACCCAGUUUACAGACCCACGACUUCACCACAUCAUGAAUCACCAGUGCCAACUCAAGGAGCCCAGCCAGCCGCUGCAGUUGCCCAGCGAGGGCUCCAUGGAGGACGAGGAGCUUCCUGCCCAGAGAUACGAGAGAGAUUUAGUUCAGAAGCUCAAAGUUCUCAGGCAUGAACUCUCUCUUCAGCAACCCCAAGCGGGUCAUUGUCGAAUAGAAGUUUCCAGAGAAGAAAUAUUUGAGGAGUCAUAUCGCCAGAUCAUGAAGAUGCGCCCGAAGGACCUGAAGAAGCGUCUGAUGGUGAAGUUCCGAGGGGAGGAAGGUCUGGACUAUGGUGGAGUGGCACGGGAGUGGCUGUAUUUGUUGUGCCAUGAAAUGUUGAAUCCGUAUUAUGGACUCUUCCAGUAUUCCACAGACAAUAUUUACACACUGCAAAUCAACCCAGAUUCUUCCGUCAACCCUGACCAUUUGUCUUACUUCCACUUUGUGGGUCGCAUCAUGGGUCUGGCUGUGUUCCAUGGACACUACAUAAACGGGGGCUUCACAGUUCCAUUCUACAAGCAGCUCCUGGGAAAACCCAUCCAGCUAUCGGAUCUGGAGUCAGUGGACCCAGAACUGCACAAGAGUUUGGUGUGGAUUCUAGAGAAUGACAUCACGCCAGUGCUGGACCAUACCUUCUGUGUGGAGCACAAUGCUUUUGGGCGGAUCCUUCAGCACGAACUGAAACCCAACGGCAGAAAUGUGCCUGUCACUGAGGAAAACAAGAAGGAAUAUGUCCGGUUGUAUGUAAACUGGAGGUUUAUGAGAGGGAUUGAAGCCCAGUUCUUAGCGCUUCAGAAAGGGUUUAAUGAACUCAUUCCCCAACACUUACUGAAGCCCUUUGACCAGAAGGAACUGGAGCUGAUAAUAGGUGGGCUGGAUAAGAUAGACCUGAAUGACUGGAAGUCGAACACACGCCUGAAGCAUUGUGUGGCUGACAGCAACAUUGUGAGGUGGUUCUGGCAGGCGGUGGAGACCUUCGAUGAGGAGAGGAGGGCCAGACUCCUACAGUUUGUGACCGGAUCCACACGCGUUCCUCUCCAAGGCUUCAAGGCUCUGCAAGGCGCAGCAGGGCCUCGACUCUUCACCAUCCACCUGAUAGACGCCAACACAGACAACUUGCCCAAGGCUCAUACCUGCUUUAAUCGGAUUGACAUCCCGCCCUAUGAGUCCUAUGAGAAGCUCUAUGAGAAGUUGCUCACAGCUGUGGAGGAGACCUGUGGCUUUGCUGUGGAGUGAGGAGGGGCCAGGGGCAGCAGCGUCUCCGUCACAACCACCAGACCCAAAGCAUAUGGCGUCUGCACGCCUCCCGCAUGGCGGGCUGAGGCCUGAGAUCCCAGAAACCCGAGGGAAAAGGCUCGUCUCCCUCCUCCUUUGGGGAGGGCAGGCCAAGGACUUUCAUAGAUGGCUCCCAUCCAUUUAUCCCUCCUUUAUUAUAGUUUGCCCACCCCUCCAUCACACAUCAACUAAAACACAGCCAGGUUUUGCCCUCUGCUUCCUUGGCAUGGUGGGAAGGCUGUGGGAGCGUCAACCCACGGUCAUGGCCAAGCUGGGCCCUGAGGGUUUGCAUGGUCUCUGUACCGGCUCUCAAGAUCAGCAGCUGCCGAUAGCUUACCAAGCUCAAAUUCCAGAUGUCCUGCUAGCAGCCUGUUCAGAUAGCAGGUGGAUUUCUAUUUCUAAGCAGGAAAUAACUGCAGUGUAUGCUUGCUGGAUUCCACCCAGGCAGGAAGCUCAAGGCAGGAUGUAUUUCCCUCUGAGAGGUAAAGGAAUUGGAGCAGCCUCACUGGAGGCCCAGGGGAGAAAAAUCUUUAAAGUCCCAUUUGCUGUGUUCUCUACCCAGUUUGAAAUUCUCACAUGUCAUGGAGCUAAUCAAAGAAUGGCCCGAACCAGGCUCAGAUCCCCUGGGUCCAGCUGACUCCUGUGCCAGGGACUGGAGGCUCCUGUCUGUCUUGAAAUUUUAAUGGACCUUUAUAUGGGGAUUGCUAAGAGCUAAACUAACAGAACAAUUUUGUCACCACAGCCACUGGAUGGGACAGCAGGAGAGGCCGCUGACCUGGGGUCCCCUGAUGCAGCUCCCCAGGGUUGGUGCUAUGCACAAAGCAGGGUGUGAUGGGGCCUGUGGUAACAGGGUGGGGGCUUUACCUCCCUACAUGGCCCUCUUCCCCAGUGGCAAUGGUGAUGCUAACAGUUCUACUCAAUGUGCUUGUCUUUGUCUCCAGACGAGCAAGGCCAAAGCCAGCCUAACGCCAUGUCUCUAACACCAUUUCCAGUUUGCACAAGUGUUGAGAAGCGGUGACUCUUUAGACAGAGGGGUUGAGUUCAGGCAGCUGAACUCUGGUGGAAGCAGAGCAGCAGCCAAUUUUCCAUGUGGUUUUGUCAUUUUUGUUUGCGGUGGGGGCGAGAACAGGGUAAUUCAUUAGCAAGACAUUUCAUUGGUACCGGGGUUCGGGUUCAGCCAGGAGUUCAAGUUGUAUGUGGGACAUGAGGAAGGUCCUGUGGGCCACUGGCUGUUAAGUUCUUUUCAUGGCUUACCUCCGGCUAGGGAUGGGGAAGUGGCUUCCCUGCUGCUCCUGCUGCUUCUGUCCAGCUUGCUCCGAGAGGAGCUCUGAAGUGUGGGGAGAGGGUUGCCAGCGUGGUGGCCACUGGUACCACAGAGUGUGAGUCAGCCAUACUCUAGGCUUCAAGGGAGGGAACAGGAAGACCUCACUGCACAAAACUUACUCCGUUCCCAUCAUCCAGGCCAAACUGGGACCUUAUCAGUCUCAGUUUUCUGCCUUGCCCCGUAGGGCUGUCUUAUUUCAUCUACCUUAACACUUCUGGGGCGUUCUGAAAGCCGACUCCAUCAUGACUGGGAGUAUUUAAGUGAGGAAGCCUGUACCCUAAGCCACAGCCAGUCCAUGGGAACCAGCCAGAGCCUGUAGAGUGACACUUUGGAAACUAGAAACCCUGCCUGUUGCUGUUACACUGUGCUAGCCUGCAGUGAUGAAGGAAACCAGGGUCCCGUGCUUUGGAGCUGUUACAUUGGGAUUGAUAAGGGAUAAGUCUUAGGAGUCCUAUGUCAGGUGUCCUGAGGAAGAUCCAGAGGUUGGGCCCUCGGGCUGACUGUGGUAGGCACACAGACCACCUCUAAGGCUUCUGAGUCUGCUUGCAUUGCCUGUGGGUCCCCCAUUGCCAAUUCUGAGUGUCCCAGCCUCCCCCAGGUGCAUCUGUCUGUGCAGCGCUGGCCUCUGUUGGUACCGCUGCACCUCCUUGUCUGUCUACCAUGGUUAGGCCCCUCUGAAACACCUCAAAGGACACUGCGUGGCCGGCCCACAGCUAAGCUCCUGGUUGCCCUGCUUUGGGUCUGGAUGAAGCCCUUUCAUGUAAGAUCUCAAUUGUCACCCCUCCUGGUGGCCCCGGACGAUCCACCGUGGCCACAUCACCCAGAUGCUUCAGGAGUCCGGCUCCCCAGGCUCCCUCACCAGCGGCCAGCAGCCACACUCAGGGACGCAGCAAACACCACUCUGCUUCGCAGCGCUUCAGAGGAAGCGCAGGCUGCAGCAAUGGGGUGGCAGCGGGUCGCAAUCUCCUGCUCUCUGUUAGGAGAGUCUGCCACAAGAUGGGAUGCGGGGAUGCUGACCUCUACCCUGACUUGGCCACAUGGUCAAGUCAGGGUAGGUGGACCCUGGACUGACCUUCUGCAGAGAAAAUGCCCCACCCUACUGCAGCCAGGUGGGGGCCACACGACAGCCUUCUUGAAACAGUGGAUUUUUCAAAUGUGUUUAUAAUGUAUUCUAAUUUAUUUUGUAAGGUCCUGUUUGAAGUGCUGCUGCUACCCCAGUUGCUCUCCCAGUUUUUAUUGCCCAUUUACUUGUGACAGUUGUACACUAAUGUUCUGUUUUAUGUCUGAAUCGAAAGUAUUUAAAGAAAUGCUAGUUCUAUUUAAUGCAGUUGUGGAACCAGCUGGAAACACAAAAACAUUGACUGUAGAGCAGGCUGGACCCGGGAGGUCAGGUUCAUUUUGUUACAUAUGCAAUAAACUCACAACUUUACAUUUUC
Molecule: messenger RNA, 5413 nt
Organism: Mesocricetus auratus (golden hamster)
Lineage: Eukaryota; Metazoa; Chordata; Mammalia; Rodentia; Cricetidae
Gene: Smurf1
Product: SMAD specific E3 ubiquitin protein ligase 1
Exons: 19
Coding region: 212-2614 (800 amino acids)
Biological process (GO): ubiquitin-dependent protein catabolic process; negative regulation of BMP signaling pathway
Molecular function (GO): ubiquitin protein ligase activity; protein binding
Source: RefSeq, a predicted model, not a curated record